This is a messenger RNA of Phytophthora nicotianae INRA-310, 733 nucleotides long. RefSeq lists its product as hypothetical. The transcript has 2 exons. The record is from RefSeq and is a predicted model, not a curated record. The coding region runs from base 70 to 519 and encodes 149 amino acids. NCBI's taxonomy places the organism in Eukaryota, Oomycota, Peronosporomycetes, Peronosporales, Peronosporaceae. Gene Ontology annotation, molecular function: riboflavin kinase activity. Gene Ontology annotation, biological process: riboflavin biosynthetic process; FMN biosynthetic process.
GUGCGUAGAAAUCGCCUUCAGUUGCAGAGUCUCCAAUCAGCAGAAACAUCGCAACAGAUAAUAGAAAACAUGCCGAUCGAGCAACUGAAGACGGUGCUGCGAUUGCAGGCAACGGUGGUGGAGGGCUUUGGCCGCGGUGGCAAGCAAUUGGGGUGCCCCACGGCCAACCUCUCGAGUGAGGAUCUGGGUGAUCUCCUGGAGCUGCUACCUACGGGUAUUUACUGUGGCUGGGCCACGGUUGACGGCAAAGGCCCGUACAAGGCUGUCGCUAGUAUUGGCUGGAACCCCUACUUCAAGAAUAAGGAGAAGACGGUGGAGCCGCACUUACUGCACAAAUUCGAUAAGGAUUUCUACGGUGCGCAGCUCAAGUUUCUCAUCACGGGCUAUAUUCGCCCGGAGAUGAACUUCUCGUCGCUGGAGUCGCUGAUCAAGGCCAUCCAGGACGACAUUGCGCAAUCCGAUGAGUGGCUUGACACCCCCGAGGGCAAAUCAUGGUCACAGGAUGCGCUGUUUCAGUAGGUUAGGAGAGCGCGUUCAGUGCACGGCUGACGUGUUCAAGUUCUAGAUCUGUAACUUUGGUCUGCGAGAUAAUAUGAUGGUAGCGGAUAUUCAUGCGACGCAUGUGAGGGCAGAGACAGCAGCACAUUUAUCUAUUCUCGCUUAUGCGUUAUGCUUUACUCUUUACCCAUGACAAUACAGAUAACACCGAGGACCAUCAGCAAAAUGCUGGGGA